GUCACUUCCGGCGCGAGAGGCCGGGCAGGCCGGGCAGGGAGUGCGGGUCGGUUCUGCGUGCGCUGCCGGACGAGGCUCCCGCCGCCGAUUGACCCGCGCUCCGCCCGUAGUCGGGCCGGUGAGUGCCCGCGAGCCCAUCCGUGUGCCCUGGGAGCUGAGGAGAGGGACCCCUGAGAGGGAAGGAUAACCGGAAGUGGGGACCAGAGGAGCGAGAGACCCCAGGAAAUGGGGACACCUGGGGAGGGGGUGACAGCCGGAAGUGGGGGCCUCGGAAGGUUGUCCACGGGAUAUGGGGUCUCGGGGGCUCUAGGAGAGAUGGCUUCCUGACCUCUCCUUGUUGAGAGGAAGGGGUGGAAAGGAAAGUGAUGCUCCAGAAAGGAUGGGCUCCAGGUGGGGGAGAUCUUUGGCUUCACCGUUACCAAUGGUGUCUGCAUCUCACUCAUAUGUCCGCCUGUCAGCUCAUUCACCAGCCUGUGACUGAGUCCUGCUGAGCGCUCGGCACUGCUGAGUCCCUGGAGAGUCAACAUGAAGCUCCAGGUGGAGGGUACAGAUUAGAAGCCCAGGGUGGGGCUAGACGCAUCCUUGCUCUGCCUCACCGGGUGUGCCCCCUUGGGCGAAUCGCUUAACCUAUAUCCUCCGCUGAUGUGUACAGACCACUGCCAUGUGCCCGGCACUGGGGGUGGCAGUGGACAUGGCAGACAAGCCCUCUGCCCUCGUGGAACUUAGAUUCUAGGGGACAGUCCUUUUUGUCCUCCUUUGUAAAAUGGCAACAGUAAUAGCGCUCUCACCAAAUAACGUGAAGAUUAAAUGAGGAAAUGGGUAAAGGGCUUAGCAAUGCUUGAUACAUGGUAAAAUGCUCAAGUAUGCAUUCUCUUCAUUCCACUAUAAUGUAAGCUUUAUUAGGCAAGGAAUUGUAUUGUUUGCGUCUGUGUUCCCAGUGCCUGUGAGCACAGUGCCUGACAUAUAUGGUAGGUGAUCGGUAAUUAUUUGAUAAAUGAGUGCGUGGUGAAACUGACUCUAGAUAAAUGCCCAUAGCAUUGGACUGUAAUUUCUAAAAAAGAAAUAGGAACCCAGUUCUGUGGAAAACUGGAGGGAAUCACCCUCAGGGAGUUUGGGAAGGAUUCACUGAGGUGGUGACAUGGCAGCUGAGCCUGAGCUGUCAAGUUAGGAACAAAUUAGAAGAGGAAAUUCCAGGCAGAGUGUAUCAGAAGUGCACGAGUUAUUCCAAGGAUGAUGGGUUAUUAGUUUGUUUUGACUGGCAUUUAAUGUGCAUCAAGGUGGGGUGCGAUGGAAAAUGAGGCUGGAGAGGGGCUUUGAGGUGAGGCUUGUACCUUGUGAACACUGAUGUUUGAUGGGAUUGCAGGCAUCUCUUGGUUACUUCCAUAGAAACAAAGCCAUAGUUGUUCCAUUCCUCACUUAGCAUACCUGUGCCAACCAGACUAAAGUCAUUCAACAAAUAUUUAUGGAGUGCAGAUUAUGUGUCUAACACCAUGUUAGGCGCUGGGUUUCAGGUGAUGAACAAGACAAACUUGGAUGUUGCUCACAAAUUGCCAACAGACAAUUGCAACAGGGUGGGAGAAGUGCGGGGGAGGCACCUAACCUGGCUGGGGGUCAGUGAAGGCUACCUACUCCAGGCCACCAGCAUCUCUCAGCUGGAUUAUUGCAAUAGCCUCUAAAUGGUCUGCUUCAGUCCUCACUCCCUUAGAGUCCAUUCUCAAGACAGCAGAUUGGUCCUUUUAAAAUAUAUUUUUAUUUAUUUAUCUAUCUAUCUAUUUAUUUAUUUAUUUAUUUAUUUAUCUGAGAUAGCGUCUCGCCCUGUCGCCCAAGCUGGAGUGCAGUGACAUGAUCUCGGCUCACUGCAACCUCCGCUUCCUGGUUUCAAGCGAUUAUCCUGCUUCAACCUCCCAAGUAGCUGGCACUACAGGCCCGCACCACCAUGCCUGGCUAAUUUUUGUAUUUUUAGUAGAGACAGGGUUUCACCAUGUUGGCCAGGCUGGUCUCGAACUCCUGACCUCAGGUGAUCCAUCCACUUCAGCCUACCAAAGUGUUGGGAUUACAGGCAUAAGCCACCACACACAGCCCAAGAAAAAAUUUAAAAAUUAGCCAGGCGUGGUGUGUGCCUAUAGUCCCAGCUACCUGGGAGGCUGAGGCAGGAGGAUUGCUUGAACUUAGGAGUUCGAGGUUGCAGAGAGCUAUGAUUGCGCCACUGCACUUCAGCCUGGGUGACAGAGCAAGACCCUGUCUCUCUCUUAAACAAAAAAGUGCAUGAGUUCAGGUCCUCUAAGAAGCAGACACUAGGAUGAGGUUAGACGUGCUAGAAAUGUAGAGGCAACCCUUGCGAAGGACAGCACCUGGGAAGGGAGCUGGAGAAGUCAGGAAGAGCCACUGGCAGUGAUGCAGAUCAGCUCCUGUGAAGGAGGUUUGGGCAGCAAGUCUCUGACUGCAGGGCAGUCCCAACAAAGGUUUGGCCAGGCCCUCAAGCAAACGCUGCCUGUUAGAGGAGUCCUAUGUCUCACUAAAUCAUUGGCUAGGAGCAGUGAGGCCACAGAAGGGCUGUGGAAAGUUCUGGCUUCCCCUGGAUAGUGGAUCUAGAGGGACAGCCACUGGGGCCCUUUAUCAAUUACGUUUUCCCAGCAGAUCUGACCGGCACAUAUUCCCGACUGCCACGAUAAGUUACAUGGGUGUGUAGUAAAAAAUUCAAACAGUAUAGUAAAAAUCCUCUUUCUCAUCUUAAAUCUUCACUUGUCCAGUUCUGUUCCAAGAGAUAACCAUUGGGACCUUGGUAGCUAAUGUCCGAAGAAAGUGACUCUCUGAGAACCAGCCCUUCUGUGGCCUCACUCUCUGAAAAUGAGCUGCCACCACCACCUGAGCCUCCGGGCUAUGUGUGCUCACUGACAGAAGACCUGGUCACCAAAGCCCGGGAAGAGCUGCAGGAAAAGCCGGAAUGGAGACUUCGAGAUGUGCAGGCCCUUCGUGACAUGGUGCGGAAGGAGUACCCCAACCUGAGCACAUCCCUCGACGAUGCCUUCCUGCUGCGCUUCCUCCGAGCCCGCAAGUUUGAUUACGACCGGGCCCUGCAGCUCCUCGUCAACUACCACAGCUGUAGAAGAAGCUGGCCCGAAGUCUUCAAUAACUUGAAGCCAUCAGCCUUAAAAGAUGUCCUUGCUUCCGGGUUCCUCACCGUGCUGCCCCACACUGACCCCAGGGGCUGCCAUGUCGUCUGCAUCCGCCCAGACAGAUGGAUACCAAGCAACUAUCCAAUUACUGAAAACAUCCGAGCCAUAUACUUGACCUUAGAAAAACUCAUUCAGUCUGAAGAAACCCAGGUGAAUGGAAUUGUAAUUCUUGCAGACUACAAAGGAGUGAGUUUAUCAAAAGCAUCUCACUUUGGCCCUUUUAUAGCCAAAAAGGUGAUUGGCAUCCUCCAGGAUGGUUUCCCCAUUCGGAUAAAAGCAGUCCAUGUGGUGAAUGAACCUCGAAUAUUUAAAGGCAUUUUUGCCAUCAUAAAACCAUUUCUAAAGGAGAAAAUAGCAAACAGAUUCUUCCUCCAUGGGUCUGACUUGAACUCUCUCCACACAAACCUUCCAAGAAGCAUCCUCCCCAAGGAGUAUGGGGGCACGGCUGGGGAGCUGGACACUGCCACCUGGAACGCGGUACUGCUGGCUUCAGAAGACGAUUUUGUGAAAGAGUUCUGCCAACCUGUUCCUGCCUGUGACAGCAUCCUGGGCCAGACGCUGCUGCCCGAGGGCCUGACCUCAGAUGCACAGUGUGACGACUCCUUGCGAGCUGUGAAGUCACAGCUGUACUCCUGCUACUAGCCCGUCCCCCAGGGUCACCAUCUUUAAUUCUUUUCCUUCUUUUCUUUGGAGAGGCACAAGGAGAAUUUAAGGGUCCAUGGAUUCAGUCUUGCUCCUUGUAAUUAAACUGCAGGAUGGAGGAACAGCCUGAGAUAUGAGCAUGAGCCCAUUUUGGGGUAAGCCUUUGGUUACUUUAAUUACUCCAUGGAAGACAUGGAAAAUGUCCCCACUGAUUCUUAAACAUUUGGAAUCCCAGUCUGCAACUAUUAAUCUGGAGGCUAUAUCUAUUUUGUUUUGCUUUUUGGUUGGGGGGUGGUGAUCUGGUUCUUACACAUCUUGGAAGCAAGAACAAUCAGGACCAAAGUCACUUUGAUCCCACUUUUCCAGGAGAAAAACCACCUGUUUGGCCAGUGAGAACUACUUGUAUGAAAUAAUUUGGCCAAACCUUCAGUGUGACCAAAUGUGAGACUGGGAGUUUGUGUUUUUCACAGGAACCCUAAGUAUAGACCUCUGCUGCUCAUCAGGAAACUUACUGGAGAUGAAGGCCCCAGCUGUUGUCACCGGGUUUGGAAAGCACCUUAACUGAAUCAUGUAAGCAUCAGGACAUAAGCAGCACUUUGUGGUCAAAUGUGGAAGCCGGAGACUUCAAAGCACCUCUGGGACCCACUGGUUGAAGUUUGCAAUAGAAACUUAAGUUUUCCCAAAUCCAUAAAGCCUUAGCCCUGGUUCUCAAUAGAAUCAGGGACCUAGCAGGAAAUGAUUUUACUCAACCUAAAAUGCUGGAUCCCAGGCCCGUGUAGCUAUAAGAAUUCUGGCCUGGAUCCCAGGUGUACAACUAUGGACAAGAUAUGGGCCUCUACUUUCUCCUCUAUAAAAUGAGGCUGGAUGAAAUGUCAGCUAGGGCCAUUUUGGCUGCUGAGGCUCUGGGAUUUGGUUUAGUUACUGAAUGUUAGAUUUUCUGCCUAGAAAGAUAACUAUCUAGAUACAAGUGGUUGGAUCCUGUUUUUGUUUGUGGUACAUGUGUCUUUCCAAGAGAGAUGUGUCACCAAUUAGCCCUGCCUUUAAAGAAACUAUUAUGUGUAUUCCUGGGACUCACUGACACCAAUUUUCUUUUUAUAGUGAUGGUUCAAUUUUGAAAAGAUGGCUUUUGUGAGGCCAGGUUAAGGUGACCAGGAUCUUGUAUGAUGAAUUCCUUCCAUCCCUGAGACUCUGGUACUAUAUUGUAAACCUGGCUACAGUAGUUAAUUACUUGAGAUUCUUUAAUUUUGGUCUCUGAGCUGGGCGUGGUGGUUCAUGCCUGUAAUCCCAGCACUUUGGGAGGCCAAGGUGUGCGGAUCACAAGGUCAGGAGUUCGAGACCCGCCUGGCCAAGAUGGUGAAACCCCAUCUCUACUAAAAAUACAAAAAUUAGCUGGGCGUGGUGGCGGGCUCCUGUAGUCCCAGCUACUCGGGAGGCUGAGGCAGAAGAAUCACGUGAACCCAGGAGGCAGAAGUGGCAGUGAGCCAAGAUCGCACCACUGCACUCCAGCCUGGGCGACAGAGCAAGACUCUGCCUCAAAAAAAAAAAAAAAAAAAAAAAAUUUUUUUUUUUUUGGUCUCUGGAAAUGAACACAAGGGCAGGUUAUUCCUGGGUCACUUCUGGGCCCCCCUGCCCUCCCAGCCCCACUUGAGUUUCUCUCUCUGGUGUGGGUGAACCAGUCAGCCUGAAUGUUCUGCAUUUCAGCACUUUAGAACCUCCCUGUGAAGAUUUUAGCCUUAGCCCAAACAUCAAAUUAGACGGUUCACAUGAUGGUUUUUGACCUAUUUCCUUUCUAAUGUAUUCCACAUGAUCAUGGUGUUAAAUAGUGAAAAGUACUGUGUUGUGUGUGCACCUUCUCCGUGCAUUUAUUAGACUAACCAGUCAAGCAGACAGCUCAGUUAGGGAGAAAACAAUACUCUGAAAUUUGAAGGCCAAUCUGUUGUUACUAAGCUGUUUAUCUCUAUUGCCUUUUUAAAUGUCUGGAUAAGUUGUUGGUGGAAAUUAAGUUACUUAACCUCAUUAAUACCAAUUCUAGAGAAAGUUCUUUUCACCAUGGAUAGUAACCCUGGAUCCUCUACGGUACUGGCUGAGCUGGAAGUGCCAAAAAGCACUCCUGGCUGCUUCUGGUUCCAUCUGAUGAUGAUGUGACACACACUGCUGAAAAGGCCCAAGCAGGGCAAGUGGGAUGGCUGAAGGAGGGAAGGAGGGGGUUCAGAACCCACUGGCCUGGAUGGGAGAACUGGGUGGAGGCUUCCCCAAGAGGGAAGACAGAUAAACAAAACAAAACAAAAACUGGGUAAAGAGGAAUGAAUCACUCAGCCCUGAUGUUUCAAUUCUACACUGCAUUCCUGGCCAGUCGCAUUUGUUUUAAUGCAGGCAUGGCCACAGCUCUCCUAGAGAAUUAUCUCAAAGACCAGAAGGGACCUGGAGAGGCCUAUUUCUUAGGUUUUUCCAGUUGGACAAGGAAGGAGUGGUUUCACUCAGCUUCUAGAAGGAGUUGGAGCCUAAGUUUAUCUGCCUCCGGGAGCUGCUUGCUUUGUUUUGGCUCCGAAGAGGUAUCAGAUAGUUUUGACACCUCAGGAAACUUGAACCAAGCUGUGAAACCAAGACCUCCCUGCGUGAAAAUCAAGGUGGUCUCCUUGUGGCUUCACCAGGAUGUUUGUGUCAGGCUGUCUCAGCAGGGUGGGGAAUGACCAGCCAGGGAGCACAGUGAGCCUUACUCAGCACUGGGGAGCGCACUGGUGAGGCAAACCCAUGAACCUCAAGAACUGGGAGUAUGUUCCUUCAGGGAGAAGUUCUGGCCCAUUGCACAAACACUUGGAAAUUAACUUUUCCCUAAAUUCAAGAUAGUGUGGUGUCGGAAGGAAAUGGGACAGUAAAUUAGGAGACGCGGGCUCCACCUUUACCUUACUACGUGGCCUUUGAUGAGCUGGCUUAACAUCCCUGAGUGAUUCCAUGAUAGAGAUCUAUACUCCAAACUUUAUUCCUGGUAUCUAGUUGGCUUCACUGCCACAGACACUGUACUCUCUCUUUUUAGAAGUUUUUUUCCUUUUUUUUCCCCCUCAAUUGGCUUAUUUAGUAAAUUUAGGUCUGAAUGAAUUGGUACCUAAAAGCUUCCAAAUCUAUACAUUUCAGAAUAUGGGAAUUUUCUUCCUCUUCUUCCCCCAUAUCCCAACAUGGAAUUCUGGAAAACUGUGCCUCUUCCCCUGUUCUGCCUUCAUGGGGGAGAGACUGGAUGAAAUCUACAAAAACAGCCAAAAGUGCCACCCUGGCUUCAUGUCUUGAAUUUCUAACUUGCUCUUGGCAAAGGUCGCUUUAUUUUUUAAUUUUUUUCCUUGCAUUUUCUUUUUUAUUCUAUUGCUGCUGCAAAAAUUAAGGCAAAAGUAGCUUUCGAUCUUUCAUAUUUCAUCCUGGUUUCACAAGGAGUCACUUAUCUUAGGAGGUCUGUAAGUCAGGUUACAAGGCCGGGAGCGGUGGCUCACACCUGUAAUCCCAACACUUUGAGCGGCUGAGGUGGGUGUAUCACCUGAAGUCCGGAGUUUGAGACCAGCCUGGCCAACAUGGUGAAACCCCGUCUCUACUAAAAAUACAAAAAAUUGGCUGGGCAUGGUGGUGGGUGCCUGUAAUCCCAGCUACUUGGGAAGCUGAAGCAGGAGAAUCACUUAAACCCAGGUGGCGGAGGUUGCAGUGAGCCGACAUCGCGCCAUUGCACUCCAGCCUGGGUGACGAGUGAAACUCCAUCUCAAAAAUAAAAAUUGAAAAAUCAGGUUACAAAACACCAUUUUUCCCGAAAUAAGACAAUAAGAGGCUUUUCUCUGAAUUCCUUUAUAUUGAGCCUUUCAGAAUUCUCCCUGGGUGGGCAAUUUCUUUAAAUAGUAUUUGACCCUCAGAUCAAUCCUGGGAAUUUUUUUCAUUUGGGUAGCAAAAGCUAGAGUAUUGCUGUGGCGAUUAUAAUACUUUUAAAAAGUUUUACCAUUUUAAAGUUGCCAACAUUUAAUUAAGGUUUUCCUUUGAAGCCUCCUUUAAUUUAGGGAGUAAAAUGUUAGCUAAACCAAUUAUAUACUAUAUACUAUACACUGUAUCUCCUGUGGCCAUGAGAGGUGUGGCUAUACCGAACAGAAACAUGCCUACUGUUCAGGAAAGAUGUCAGUUCUGGUAACACCUCUCUGUAUUGGGAUCUGUUAAUUUUGUAAAUCUAAAUUCUUCUGCUCUUGGCCAGGUGCAGUAGUUCAUGCCCUGUAAUCCUAGAACUUUGGGAGGCUGAAGGGGGGGCGGAUCAUUUGAGGUCAGGAGUUUGAGACCAGCCUGGCCAACAUGGUGAAACCCCAUCUCUACUAAAAAGUACAAAAAUUAGCUGGGUGUGGUGGUGCGUGCCUGUAAUCCCAACUACUUGGGAGGCUGAGGCAGGAGAAUCGCUUGAACCUGGGAGGCAGCGGUUGCAGUAAGCCAAGACUAUGCCACUGCACUCCCGCCUGGGUGACAAAGCAAUAUUCUGUGUCAAAUAAAUAAAUUCAUUCUUCUGCUCUCCUGACUUAGAGAAAUGGUUUGCUUAAAAUGCUAGUAACAAACAUCACAGUCAACAGGAGCUUGCUUCAUGCGAAGGAUCAAUGUGAUUUGUGGAUGGAGAUGAUAGUGAUGAAAUUCCUGUUUCAUGGGGCUGUUUUUCUUUUCAUCUCACUGGGCAGCAGGUUUAGUGAGGCAGUGAGAUGCUGCUGCUGUGGAUUCUUGUAGCUAUGCCUCGGCUUCUUGGCAUAUCAGGUAGGAACCUGUUACAAGUGAAAUACUUGAAACCUCUCUGACCAAGAGCCUCUGAUGGAGUGGGAGGUGAGCUAAUUCUCUGACCAGCUUGGGGCACUGUUUCAGCCACUGGUCACAUUCCUUGCUUCAAACUGAAAUUCAGUUUGGCUUUGAGUAUAGGGAUACAUGGUGGAUUCAUGUACUUCAGUGUUUGUUUUGACCAAAGUUUAUUUUUCUAGUGCAUUUUCUAAGUCAAAGUGGUGAAAAUAUGUAAUAAUUUUAGUAUGCAUGACUCAGUCUGAAACAAUAAAAAUCUCUGAAAAAUGUG
Molecule: messenger RNA, 8880 nt
Organism: Homo sapiens (human)
Lineage: Eukaryota; Metazoa; Chordata; Mammalia; Primates; Hominidae
Gene: TTPAL
Product: alpha tocopherol transfer protein like
Exons: 5
Coding region: 2790-3818 (342 amino acids)
Cellular component (GO): trans-Golgi network membrane
Molecular function (GO): phosphatidylinositol-3,5-bisphosphate binding
Source: RefSeq, a predicted model, not a curated record